AUGAACAUCUCCGAUGAAGAAGAAUUGCUCAACAGCAGCGCCCUCUACAGGGAAUGUGGACACACCGACACAACACCUGGUUAUUGUCCAGAGGUAUUCGACAAUCUGCUCUACAUCAUGCUACACGCAGAACUAUGUUGGCCCGAAUCACCUCCAGGGACUACGGUCAACCAUUCAUGUCCGAAGAUUCCACUGUUGGGCUUCGAUCCCAACAGGAUGGCCUACAAAGACUGCCUCGAGGAUGGUACCUGGUUCGUGAUCAAUAAUGACAGGCAGUGGGCGAACUAUACAGAGUGUGUGAAUAUCGAGGAAUUCGAGUUUCUCACGUUCAUCAAUAGACUUCACGUCAUUGGAUAUUCGGUAUCGUUGGUGGCCUUGAUAAUUUCAUUAUGGAUAUUUCUUUCCUUCAGAUCGUUGAGAUGCACGAGAAUCAGGAUACAUACGCAGUUGUUCACAUCAUUCAUUUUGAACAACAUCAUGUGGAUAAUCUGGUACCAGGAAGUCAUCCCAGACCCGGAAGUAACCAAGUCGAAUCCGCUUUGGUGUCAGAUCCUCCACAUCUUGAAAGAGUACUUCAUGGUGGCCAAUUACAUGUGGAUGCUGUGCGAGGGCCUCCACCUUCAUCUAGCUCUGGUGGUGGUAUUCGUGAGGGAAGAAAGGACAAUGAAGUGGUUCUUCGCUAUAGGGUGGGGUAUUCCUGUAGUCAUCGUGAUCGUUCACAACUUCGUCCGGCUGUUUGUCACACAGGAUACUUAUUUGUGCUGGCUGGAAGAAUCUUCUUUCAGUUCCUGGUUUCUGAGCAUUCCAGUACUCAUCAUAUUGAUACUAUGCACAAUAUUCUUGAUCAACGUCCUGAGAGUGAUCCUAACUAUCAUGCAUCCAAAUUCUCCGAAUCCAGCGCCGGUCGGGAUGCGACGAGCCGUCAGAGCAGCGCUAAUUUUGAUUCCUCUCUUCGGACUUCAGUUCAUCUUGCUGCCGAUGAUUCCUGGUAACCAGCACCCGCUCUUCCACUUUUAUAUGUGGUUAUGCUUGGUCAUCGUACCUUUCCAGGGCCUGGUGUGCUCCUGCCUGUUCUGCUUCGCAAACCAGGACGUCAUCCAGGCGGUGAAGGGGUUCUUGGUGCGCAGCACGCACCACUGCAACGCACGCUGGAGCCACUACAGAUACACGGGAGCGGGGGACAGCGCAGGAGGGGUGUUUGUCGUCAAUGGAAACAGCAGUCAUCGCAAGUCCACCGAUACGACUAGGCUGUAA
Molecule: messenger RNA, 1254 nt
Organism: Phaedon cochleariae (mustard beetle)
Lineage: Eukaryota; Metazoa; Arthropoda; Insecta; Coleoptera; Chrysomelidae
Source: the annotation of a GenBank genome assembly